AUGGCGCCCUCUUCAAAUUCCGCUCCUGCCCGGAGUUCUACAGAUGUGCUGCUGGCGAUUAAACAGCAGCAUUUAGCCAAUAUUAUCAGCCGUGAAAAGAACCACGAAUAUCGCAAGUACCGUCUCAAAGAUGGUGUGUCUCGACUCUGGUUAUACGAGACUGGCGACGGUGGAGGAAGCUCCUCAAUAACUCAUAUCGCCAUUAUCCCACCAAACACCCGCCAUGAGCCAGGCUCCGUGCCUACUGAACCACCUGGCAUCGGUAAUGAAGACUUCAACGCUGGGCGCAAAGAGUCCAAGUACGGCUAUCCCAUCCUCGAGCUCUACGAACUUAUGAAUCCAGUCACUCUCGAUGAAAUGAAGACACGAUGGGGAAUGGGCGGUGCACCCAUGGGCCGGCAGUACGUAAGAUCAGAUCUGUGGGAGGACAGAUGGGAUGAGAGAGAGGAGGAGAGAGCCGAAAAGGUGAACAAAGUGUUUUAA
Fusarium poae is the source of this 483-nucleotide messenger RNA. RefSeq lists its product as uncharacterized. The coding region runs from base 1 to 483 and encodes 160 amino acids. The transcript is spliced from 2 exons. The record is from RefSeq and is a predicted model, not a curated record. Lineage: Eukaryota; Fungi; Ascomycota; Sordariomycetes; Hypocreales; Nectriaceae.